AUUUAAAAAACAAACUGCCGCUAAUUCCAGUGUUUUGUUUUCUAAUCUGUGGCGUUUUUACGUUUGGAUGUGGAGCUUUUUGGCGCGUAACAAGCAGGUGGCGGCGAUGCUGGGCGUUUUGGCUUUAGCGGCGGUUGUGGUGGUAGUAUUGACCACGAAAGGCGCCGGCUCGAGUAUGGCGGAAAAAGGCCCUGAGGAAGCAGAGGAUGUUAGUGAUGACCCGUAUAUUUUUUCUACUCAUAGCCUCCCAUCCGAAGACCGCUUCAUGCCCUCCAUCGGCAACGGUCACAUAGCCACCAACAUAUUUUCCGACACCGUCUACCUCAACGGCCUCUACAAUGGCCACAAAGGCGAGAGCCACAGAGCCCGGAUCCCCGCUUGGGCGAACGUACGACUCAACUCGACACUGACUCACCGACCAUUCGCCCCUGUGUAUAGUUUGAAUACGAGAGACGGCGCGUUUACUGUGAGAGUCGACAGGGACAGGUCCGUGGUAACGCAGAGGAUAUUCGCGCAUAGGUUCUACACUAGAGCUAUUGUUAAUCAGAUUGAAGUUACGUCUAAGACGUAUGCUGAUCCAAACCUCACUCAUCGCGACAUAUGGAUUGCCGUGAAACUAAUGCCAGGCUCCGAAAUCAGUGAUGACAUCAAUUUCGAAUCACCAGUUCCCGAGUUAUUUCACGGACGAACUAUCAAGUCUAGCUGCGGGAAGACUAGGGAAUCAGAGGAUCUGGAGUAUCAGCCUCUGCCUGUGAAUGUGUGCGUGUAUUGGACCUCAGUGCCGGAUCAUUUGGUCGUGCCUCAGCACGGGUCCAAGGUGUUUACGUUUGCAAUGACUGUGGAUAAGAACAGGACUGUCGCUAGAGAAGAGCUACUUAAAGUAUUACAGGAAGACACUAAGGUGCUGUAUCAGAGGCACGUGAAUGCGUGGCACGCGCUGCUCGCACAAGCGGGCAUGGACAUUGAAGGCAACUUGCAGUUGUCGAAGAUAGUAAGCGGUAUUUGGUACUAUUUCCUAAGCGCGCUGCCUUCAGAGUCCACCAGCCACCCCCAGGAUCGGUUCUUCGGUCUCAGCCCCACUGGACUUUCUCGAGGCGGCACAUUUGAAGACUACGAAGGUCACAACUUCUGGGACACGGAAACGUGGAUGUUUCCAACCAUCCUCCUCCUGUACCCGCGAUAUGCGAAUCUAUUGCUGCAGUAUCGGCUGGACACAGCGCCGGUGGCCGAGCGCCUCGCACAUGAAACUGGACAUAAGGGUUACAGAUACCCAUGGGAGAGUGCGUACACGGGCAUUGAAGUGACGCAGCCAUGCUGCCCCGAAGUGGCAGAGUUUGAGCAGCACGUCUCGGGGUGUAUCGCUUUUGCAGCACGACAGUAUCUCGCCGUCACACGAGACGAGCAUUGGUUGAAGCAUGGCGGAUGCGACAUCGUAACUCGCGUCGCCGACUUUUGGGCAUCUCGGGCUGUGAUUAACUUUACCACGGGGCUCUUCGAUAUUUCAAAUGUUAUGGGGCCAGAUGAAGACCACGCUGACGUUAGAAACUCGGUCUUCACUAAUGUCGUUGCUGGUUAUUCACUUUAUUUAGCUCAAUAUGUGUCUUGUCUCUGCAAGUCUUACUUCAUCACAGACCAUGCAGAAAAGUGGGCAGACAUCGCUUGGAGUCUGGCUCUGCCCUACGAUCCAGAGCAUGACUACCAUCCACAAUACGAGGGCUAUAAAAGAGGAGAAAGUAUUAAACAGGCAGACGCUGUCCUGCUGGGAUUCCCGCUACAAUAUCCAAUGAACAGAACAACACAAGCAAACGACCUCUCAUACUACGAAUCGGUGACGCGAGAGAGCGGACCAGCAAUGACCUGGAGCAUGCACGCGAUAGGACUCCUGCGCCAAGGGGACGUAGGGAAGGCUGCGACCAUGUUCAACAAGAGCUAUGAACAUUACGUACGAGAGCCCUUCAAGGUAUGGAGCGAGAACCGGCGUCCCAAAAUCGGCGCAACAAAUUUCUUCACCGGCAUGGGCGGGUUUCUGCAGGGGCUCGCGUUUGGGUACGGCGGCUUGAGCAUACACCUCGAUAGGCUGGUCAUCAACAAGCCUCAUUUGCCACCUGACUCCAUAAGAUUUAGGAUAAGAGGUGUUAAGUACCUCGGCGCCAACCUAACUCUAGACAUUCAAAAGUUGCAGACGACGUUGUUCGUUGCUUCUGUCGAUGACAACUGGCCACUGAAGUACGAUGAUGGAAAGAACAACAUCACGUUAGCUGCGAAAAUGACCUUAACCUUAACGGGAGACGGUCCGUUCACAAUCCGCUCCGUGCCCUGGAAGGACUGCAAACUGCCGGCUGACGUCAUCGGUAGAAGCCACCUGAGACCAUAGACUAAUUAGGUUAUUUUAAUUAAGUGUAAGGAACAGGAUAAGUUUAAGAGCGACACAAGUUAAAAAAACGUAAUAAAAUACAUAA
Molecule: messenger RNA, 2459 nt
Organism: Cydia strobilella
Lineage: Eukaryota; Metazoa; Arthropoda; Insecta; Lepidoptera; Tortricidae
Product: protein-glucosylgalactosylhydroxylysine glucosidase
Exons: 14
Coding region: 68-2374 (768 amino acids)
Biological process (GO): carbohydrate metabolic process
Molecular function (GO): hydrolase activity, hydrolyzing O-glycosyl compounds
Source: RefSeq, a predicted model, not a curated record